AUGUCUGGACAGAAUUUAUUAAACAGUGUAUUCUCCUGCUCAUCACCAACAGCCCCCAAAGUGCUUUCUAAACACAAGCUCAGGCAGACUCGCAGCCUGGACCCAGCCAUCAUUCGCAACUAUGGCAGCGAUCUAGCAGAACAUCCACUGGGGGAAUAUGAAGAGCACAUCGCCGGCUGCAGCAGCCAGGGGAACAGGUGGCUAGAGGCUGAUAGCUCGGGGGGCUCUAUCCUGCCUCCAGGAGAAUCCCCAGCCAUGUCUAAAUCCCUGCGGCUCAAGCCGAGACCCGUGCCUCUAGGCUCCUUCUCUACCCCAUCAACGCCCCUAGAAAAAUCCCCCUCCACCAGCUUCAUCUUUGACUACGAGGUUAGGGGGAUCAAGAGGAAUACUGCCUGGGACCUGCCCUUCCUGGCUCGCAGCCCUCUGGCUCUCACCCCCAGCGGCAGCACCAACAGCAUCUUCUCCCCCAGGAAGUGGCUGCAGCAGAAGAAGGUCCAGCCCCAAAGCAGCCAGUCCUAUAUUGUGUGGAAGUCAGAGGUAGGAUGCUGA
Molecule: messenger RNA, 549 nt
Organism: Pelobates cultripes (western spadefoot toad)
Lineage: Eukaryota; Metazoa; Chordata; Amphibia; Anura; Pelobatidae
Source: the annotation of a GenBank genome assembly